Messenger RNA from Aureobasidium musti, 600 nucleotides. NCBI's taxonomy places the organism in Eukaryota, Fungi, Ascomycota, Dothideomycetes, Dothideales, Saccotheciaceae. The record is from the annotation of a GenBank genome assembly.
AUGAAGUUCAUCCUUACUACCAUGGCCUUUGUCGCCGCCGCUGCCAUGGGCGCCAUUGCUACCUCACAGGAGGCUGUCACCGUCACCGUCACUGUCACCGAUUGCGGCAGCUCGGUUGGCACCACUGCUGGCGUCUUCAGCACCUCCAUCAGAACCAUCACUGCCUCGGACAUGACCAGCUCCGCCACCGAGAGUAUCCUUCCCACUCCUGUCGGCCCUGUCAGUUCCGUCAGUGAGGGCGGCUUGUCCACUUCCUUCCAGUCUGGCGUUCCUUCCGCUACCAUCUCUGUCAUUGAGAGUGCCACCUCCACCAUCAUCUCUGCCAGCGCCAGCGGCACUUCCAUCGAAGCCAGCCUCACCACUUCUGCCGUCACCUCAUCCGAAGUCGUCUCUGCCGUCACUGCUUCAUCUGACUUCAGCACUUCUUGGAAGUCGGCUUCUGCCUCUGACACCGGCUCUCCCUCUGUCACUGAGAGCAGCCGUACUUCUGCCAGCGCCACUACCACUACAGUCCCUUCCAACGAUGCCACAAUCACUAGCAUGGUUGGCAUGACUUGCGUCUUGGCAGUCCUUGCUGCUUCUCUCUUCAACUUGGCUUGA